Molecule: messenger RNA, 1191 nt
Organism: Chaetomium fimeti
Lineage: Eukaryota; Fungi; Ascomycota; Sordariomycetes; Sordariales; Chaetomiaceae
Product: Bromodomain-containing protein
Exons: 3
Coding region: 1-1191 (396 amino acids)
Biological process (GO): positive regulation of transcription by RNA polymerase II; chromatin remodeling
Cellular component (GO): histone acetyltransferase complex
Molecular function (GO): protein binding; histone H3 acetyltransferase activity
Source: RefSeq, a predicted model, not a curated record
AUGCAGGACGGGAAGGGGAAGCGCAAGGCGUCGGACGAGCCGCCGUCGCCGACCAUAUCUAAGCGCGUUAAGCACGACGACUCUGCUGAGCCCGAGAGCAAGCCUGCGAAGACGCCGGCAAUCCCAUUCCCGGAAAAGCCUGCGGUUAUCGAAGAGCGCAAUGGAGAGAUCGAAUUCCGAGUGGUCAACAACGACAACGACCAUGACAGCUAUAUUAUCCUCACCGGCCUUAAGUGCAUUUUCCAGAAACAACUACCGAAGAUGCCGAAGGAUUACAUAGCCCGCCUGGUGUACGAUCGUACCCACUUGUCCAUCGCCAUCGUGAAGAAGCCGCUCGAGGUGGUUGGCGGCAUCACAUACCGGCCGUUCAAGGGGCGCCAGUUUGCCGAGAUCGUCUUUUGCGCCAUAUCGUCCGACCAGCAGGUCAAAGGCUACGGCGCGCAUCUCAUGUCUCAUCUCAAAGACUACGUCAAGGCGACCUCAGACGUCAUGCAUUUCUUGACAUACGCAGAUAACUACGCGAUUGGCUACUUUAAGAAGCAGGGCUUUACUAAGGAGAUCACCCUCGACAAGUCGGUCUGGAUGGGCUAUAUCAAGGACUACGAAGGCGGCACCAUAAUGCAGUGCACCAUGCUCCCGCGCAUCCGCUACCUCGAAAUGGGCCGCAUGCUGCUCAAGCAGAAAGAAUGCGUCCAGGCCAAGAUCCGGGCCUUCUCCCGCUCCCACAUCGUCCACCAGCCCCCAAAACAGUGGCAAAAGAACGGCGUCGCCCCGAUCGACCCGCUCUCCAUCGAAGCGAUCCGCGCCUCGGGCUGGUCGCCCGACAUGGACGAACUCGCCCGCCAGCCGCGGCACGGGCCCAACUACAACCAACUCCUGCACCUGCUCAACGACCUGCAGAACCACCCGUCGAGCUGGCCGUUCCUCACGCCCGUCAACAAGGACGAGGUGCUCGACUACUACGAGGUGAUCAAGGAGCCGAUGGACCUCUCCACCAUGGAGACCAAGCUCGAGGCGGACCAGUACAACACGCCCGAGGACUUCAUCCGCGACGCCAAGCUCAUCUUCGACAACUGCCGCAAGUACAACAACGAGACGACCCCCUACGCCAAGUCGGCCAACAAGCUCGAGAAGUUCAUGUGGCAGCAGAUCCGCGCCAUCCCGGAGUGGUCGCACCUCGAGAACUCUUAG